GUCACUACUACGUACAAUUCAUCUCGUCUCACUUCCACACAACUGAACGAAUACCAACAGCUCCAACAAUAAGCCACCAGCCAUGAGUUCUGGUAUUGUUUCUAUAUUCUGCCGUCAUAGCCAAUCCCCCUCCAACCCAGAGCAACGAAGAAUGGGCCGAGUCCAAUCAAGUCCCGUCCCAUUCUCCGUCUCUGCCUCCUCCAUUGUUCUCCUUUAAUACUUCAAGGCGGCCAAUUCCCACCUCCUCACCAACUACUCAGCCCUGAGCCCCAGCUACAUAAAAGACUUGAUCAUCUACAGAAGCUCGUUAUUACCCGUUUACUCCAUUGCAGAGAACUUCGCCCAAAGCCCCAGGUCGAAUACUCUCCAAGCCCAAGCCCAGAUCCAAGUUCAUCAAUUGCGACUUGAUCUCACCCUUCUUACUUCACCGUCAUUUUUUUGCCUUGAUACUCACUCGUCUCGCUGCCGGAAAACGUAACCAAGAUGCCCGUCAAGAGUCUGGUUCAGCUCUGCCAGGCCACGGUCCGGAAGCAUAUCGACCAGGUCGACUAUGUCUCGACCCUACCGUACUGGAGGGUGAAAGACCCCAUCCUCAAGCACAUCAAGAACGCCUCUCAGCUUGCCGUCAUCGAGGAGAACUCCCCGCAAAUCGUUGGCGAGGACUCGGAGCUAUGGGAGGCAAUGUGCAAGCGGGACUUUAUGGUGCCCAUGAAGCGCGACCCCCGCGAGCCUGAGGACCCCCGGGCAUGGCGCCAGGUGUACGAGUACUACGCCGAGGAGGAGCGCAAGAAAGAGGCCGUCGCACUGGAACAGCUCGGCGCCUCAUUUGCCGGUCUCAACAAGAUGAAGAUGGCGAACAAGACAGCCAUUGGUGACCCCAGAAAGCUCCCCAAGGCCCCCACGGGCGGGCUUGCCUUUGGUCGAAGCCGCGGGAAAGGUGCCGGCCCCGGUGCGACCCUGACCUUCGGAGGUGGCGGAAGGACUUCGAAUGCGGUCAAGAAGGCGAAGAGGGAGGCUUUGGAGGUGGCAGCGCGAAAGAGGCUGUCGGUUCCCAAGAACGUGCGGCAGACUGGGAAUCUGGCCAAGGUUACUCAGGCUCCCGAGUCGAUGAGGGCCGAGGCUCGCAUCCGAGCGCAGCCAAAGUUCGUCCCUCCCGGUUCGUCGAAUGCGACCAAGCGGCAGCGCGAGGAGGACGAUGAUCGCAGCGAGAUGGAAUCCAGGCUCCUCGCUGCCAAGAGACCCAAGGUCCAGCCAAAGACCAUGAGCAACCAGGAGCUCAGGCCAGGCUCGUCCGGAUCGGUAGAGGGAAGUCACCAUCCCAUCACAUCCAGGUCCGAGCCGAAGCCAUCCACCACCCCGAGCAAGCCCAGAGGUCUCUUCUCGCGCCCGCAUGGCGCCACUAUUCAGCAGACCAAGGUCACUACUAAGACGUUUGGCAAGCCGGGCCCGGGUACUGCGGCUCAGAGUAUCCCGAAGACGAAGGCAAGUCUGCCAGGACGAUCAGCGGGAACACGGCCGUCUUAUUCUGCUGGACAGUCAGCAUCACCACCCACGCAGCGGUCGUCCCGUCCAGAGCCCCCGAGAGCCACUGCUGCGUCUCGGAACGGCACAGAUGUGUCGCGAUUUGUAUCGCCCGGAAUAGAGGCGCACAAACCUAGAAAGAUUGCGCCUCCCAAGCGAUCAUCUCGCUCCCCAUCUGUCGCCUCGAGCAUCUUUGGCUCCCCGGAGCCUGAGGCCUCUGGACCCAGCGGACGACGAUCGUCCUUCAGCAGCAGGUCCUCGUCCUCGCCAGCACCCCAGCAGGCAAGGCCUACGCAGCGCCCGAACACGCCGCCCACAGCAUCUUCAUCGCACGCGCCCAGGCCGGACUCGCCUCCCAAGCGUAAGGUUGACGACGCCCCGACCGCUGGCGAGGGACGGUCGGCGGCGCACCCAUCCGCCAAGAAGAAGAAGGUGGACAUCUUCAUGCGCCGCAAGCGCUGAAGAGCGCGCCGGGGAGCAAUUGGACAUUACAGCAUCACACCCCCGAGGCGGAGAGCUGCUCAAAUUCAGUCUGAACUGUCUUCAUUCAACAUCUUUACGGAAACGGAGCGGAAAGGGAGUACGCAGAAGCCAGGGACGUCAUUCGAAAAGACAGGGGAGGCAUUAGCGAGAUGGAGGAUAUUAUAAAGGCAUUUCCCGUCAAAAAGACGCCAUUGGCAAGGAGUUCAGGGACAUAUUCAAAGGAGUCGGAAGGACAAAGUAUUAAUUGGUGAAUGCCCCUGCUGUUGGGUGACAUAGCACUUGAGCAGGGCGGUAUCGAACGCAUACCGGAUUGAUGAGCCGUUCGCCUACAUAGAAAAUCACAGAUUGCGCAUACUUGAAA
Diaporthe batatas is the source of this 2365-nucleotide messenger RNA. RefSeq lists its product as uncharacterized. Gene Ontology annotation, cellular component: elongin complex; nucleus. Bases 484 to 1983 code for a protein of 499 amino acids. The transcript has a single exon. Gene Ontology annotation, biological process: transcription elongation by RNA polymerase II. The record is from RefSeq and is a predicted model, not a curated record. NCBI's taxonomy places the organism in Eukaryota, Fungi, Ascomycota, Sordariomycetes, Diaporthales, Diaporthaceae.